Messenger RNA from Rotaria sp. Silwood1, 918 nucleotides. NCBI's taxonomy places the organism in Eukaryota, Metazoa, Rotifera, Eurotatoria, Philodinida, Philodinidae. The record is from the annotation of a GenBank genome assembly.
AUGUUGAUCAUCUAUAUUUUAGAAAAAGUUACUGAAAAAUCUAUUCAUCAAAAUUCUCCAGAAAAAACCGAUGAAUUUCGUUUAAAUCAAAUAACUCAACCAAUCUAUGUUUCCCAUGUAAAAACGGGCAGUACAUUAUGUUCUAAUGAUCAUAUAUUACUACUCCAAGAUGGUUCAACAACAAUAGAAUUUCGUGGAUAUCCAAAAUUUCAACCAGUACGUAUUCCAUGGCAUAAUGGAUUAAUUCGAGAUAUGGUUUGGUGUUCUGAUCUUAAUGUAUUUAUUCUUUUAACGAAAGAUGCCUUGUUUAGUGUCUCGCCAACAUCGUUAUUUACUGUUGAAACAGCAAAAGAUAAACCUUUAGUAGAUUUAAAAAUCAAUAUAUAUCAGAAAGUAAAACCUUUUAAUAAUAAUGUUUCAUUUUGGCGAUGUACAUCUGCUGGUACAACGUUAUAUAUUAGUUAUUCUGGAUUUGGUACAGCCAUCGAUGAGUAUUCAUUGUCAGCAUCUUCAUGUAACCUUGUAAAUCGUUGGGUACCACCAAAAACAUGUGCUAUAUAUGAAGGUAUUUGGUGUAUUCGUUAUCAACAGGAAACAGAUGAAUUAGGUAUUGUCAUAAUGGAUGCAAGAAAUAAUCAAUGGCGUUUAGAAAUCCGUAAUCGAAAAGAUCUUGCAUUUUUAUGGAAAAUAGUAUUACCUUUAUCAAAUGGUGAUUGUGAAAUAUCUCCAUUACCCGAUAGAGAAUGGCUUGCUGUGAAUUCAUGUGGUAUACGUUUAAUUCAAAUAGCUAAUCAAAAACUUAAAUCAGGUGUAGAAUAUCAACGUGAAUUAAAAAAUGCUAUUACAAUUGGUAAUUUAUAUUUUGUUGUUCGAACAAAAAGUACUAUUGAAAUUCAUCAAAUUAAACGAUCAAAAUAA